Messenger RNA from Arabis nemorensis, 384 nucleotides. The record is from the annotation of a GenBank genome assembly. NCBI's taxonomy places the organism in Eukaryota, Viridiplantae, Streptophyta, Magnoliopsida, Brassicales, Brassicaceae.
AUGGCUCCAGAGUAUGCGAUGAACGGACAGUUCUCAGUGAAAACCGAUGUAUUUAGCUUCGGGGUACUAGUCAUUGAAGUCAUUACAGGCAAGAGAAACAACUGGUCUCCAGAAGAAGAAAGCUCACUAUUCCUCCUUAGCUAUGUAUGGAAAAGCUGGAGAGAAGGGAAAGUGUUAAACAUUGUGGAUCCAAGUCUGAUUGAGACAAGAGGUCUAAGUGAUGAAAUCAUGAAAUGCAUUCACAUUAGUUUGUUAUGUGUUCAAGAGAAUGCAGAGAGUAGACCAACAAUGGCUUCAGUUGUUGUAAUGCUCAAUGCAAACUCUCUCACUUUUCCGAGACCCUCGCAACAGGAGACAAUCACACAAGUAGUAUUGCGUCUUUAA